AUAGUGGAACUAACGAGCCCUGAUACAAGAGAAAAUGCACUACUAGAAUUAAGUAAAAAGCGUGAAGUUGUUCCUGAUUUAGCUCCUAUGUUGUGGCACUCAUUUGGAACAGUUGCAGCUCUAUUGCAGGAAAUUGUCAAUAUUUAUCCAUUCAUAAAUCCUCCAAGCUUAACAGCUCACCAAUCCAACAGAGUUUGUAAUGCUUUAGCUCUGUUGCAAUGUGUUGCAUCCCAUCCUGAGACAAGGUCAGCAUUUUUACAAGCUCAUAUUCCAUUAUUUCUCUAUCCAUUUUUACACACGGUUAGCAAAACAAGACCUUUUGAAUACCUUCGUUUGACAAGCUUAGGGGUCAUAGGAGCAUUGGUAAAGACUGAUGAACAGGAAGUGAUAACAUUUCUACUUACAACCGAAAUUAUUCCACUUUGUUUAAGAAUCAUGGAGAGUGGAAGUGAGCUAUCAAAAACA
This is a messenger RNA of Anneissia japonica, 465 nucleotides long. RefSeq names its product CCR4-NOT transcription complex subunit 9. Gene Ontology annotation, cellular component: P-body; CCR4-NOT complex; CCR4-NOT core complex. The transcript is spliced from 5 exons. The record is from RefSeq and is a predicted model, not a curated record. Gene Ontology annotation, biological process: negative regulation of translation; mRNA catabolic process. The annotation marks the transcript as partial. NCBI's taxonomy places the organism in Eukaryota, Metazoa, Echinodermata, Crinoidea, Comatulida, Comatulidae.